AACAAUUGCACGCUUCACGUGGAGCAUAUAUAGCCAGCAGUUGUUGCCACUGUCGUUGGCUACUUCAUGUUUGGUAAACCAGGACAUUGCCCAAGGGCACUGUUGCACGGCUACCUUGCCCUACCCCCGUUGUGUGGUACACAACUUUUAACCCAGCAUGAGUUGAUGGAUUCCGGAGUUGGGUUUGAAGCGUUUGAGGAGAUUGUGAGUUAUUCAGAUUUAGAUGAAGACGAACUUGGCAAUGAAUUUGAAGAUAAUGACAUCGAAGAAACGUUUCUCUUGGAAGAAAUUCCCGAAAAGCAUUUUCCGAAAAAGCACGAUUCAGAAAAGGGGGGGAAUUUCUGUCCAUUCGAUAUUCUUCCAGAAGAGCUUAUCAUUAACAUCUUUUCGUUCUUAACUGUUCAAGAAUUAUGCAAAUACGUCUCUGUGGUUUGCAAACUGUGGCUUCAUUAUUCGAAAUGUCCUCUUUUACGGCAGAAACUGUCAUUGGAGAAAAGCAACCGAGUAUUUUCGCUUGAAGAAAUCAGCGAUUUUAUAAAAUCAACGUGUCCACUUCUCAAAGAACUCUGUCUUCAGCCAAGAACUGAACUUUCUUUACACGGCUGUAGCAUUUUGGCUCAAUCGUGUCCUUACUUGCAGGCGCUGUCACUUUCUUUCUGCGAUCAAGUUACUGGACAUAUUCUUGGUCAAUUUGUCACGUUUUGCCCUAACUUGCGUGACAUGAAUUUAGCAGGAUGUGCUGUGACAGAUCAUUGUUUAGAGGGCCUUAACAAGUUGCCAUUAAGGAAGCUAAAUGCUUCCCACUGUACCCAUCUUACAGACAAUGGACUUAAGUUCCUCUCUACAGAGUGUCAUCAACUUUGCUACCUUAACUUUGAUGGUGUUCAGUGGAUUACCCAUGAUGCCAUAGCAGUGUUGGUUGAGAAUUGUUGUGGUCAUCUUGAGCAUUUAUGGUUAGAUGGGGAGAACAUGAUUGACGAUACUGUUGAGCUUAUUGUAAAAUGCCGACACUUAAAAAAUCUCAUUAAAAAGAAAGUAAUUUACUAUAUAAAUUAUCUUUUGUUUUUCAACAGCUGUAGAAAACUACAAAGCAUCGAUAUCUCCUGGUGUUGGGAUGUUACUGAUGUCGGCCUUGAGCAUGUGGUCCACAACUGCACUCAAAUGGUUGAUAUGAAUAUUUGUGGUGCAAAAGACUUGCGUGGAAAACCGAUGAAGGAAAUUCCUCAAUGCAUGCCUAGAUUAAGACGGCUUGAUGCAACACAGUGUAAUCUAGUACCAGAUGAAUUACUGGAUGAACUUGUUUCUAUAAUGCCACAAAUGAUCAUCAUCAAUUAUUAUGGCGAAGAAGUCAUCCCGCCAAAAUGUCUUGCUGGUACCCCCAUUGUUACUCAGGGUGGAUGGUGUAAAUAAUCAUGAUGUAUUUAUAAAUCAAUAAGUGUUACUGAGAAACAAUAUUACCUGAAGUUUUCUCCCAUGAUUUGGUUAUAGCAUUAUUAUGAUGCAAAUAGGGAGUCAGAGACAGAUCUUCUUUCAGUUGAUUUGUUAAAAUUACUAUUAAAUGAUUUUAGUGAAUCUCCAGAUAAUUUUCAACAGACACCACCAGCCAUGCAGGGAUGUACUUAGUGACAACCCUGGCCAUGGGUUAUUUAUGUGCUUAGGGGUGGACCAUUUGACUUUUGAGGGGAAGGGUAGGUUAUUUUGACAAAAAUAUAUAUAUAUCCUGCAAGCAUACUUGUACUAAACAAAAAUUCAUGCACUCAAUCACUGCCGAAAAAAAAAAAAACAUUCACACACUUUUAGUGAACUGAAAACAGCUUGUUACACAGAGAAUUAAAUAUCUUGCAUAUACACAUCCCAAGAAAAAAUUUCCUA
This is a messenger RNA of Orbicella faveolata, 1872 nucleotides long. RefSeq names its product F-box/LRR-repeat protein 4-like. Gene Ontology annotation, molecular function: protein binding. Gene Ontology annotation, cellular component: SCF ubiquitin ligase complex. Gene Ontology annotation, biological process: SCF-dependent proteasomal ubiquitin-dependent protein catabolic process. The record is from RefSeq and is a predicted model, not a curated record. Lineage: Eukaryota; Metazoa; Cnidaria; Anthozoa; Scleractinia; Merulinidae.